GAGGGGUCGGGCUCCUUCCCGGUAUUAAGACUCUGAGGAUCUGCGCUCGGUCCGGGCUCAGGAGGAGGACGCGCUGAGCCGCGGGAGGACAGGGGGAGACAGAGAGAAGUUGAAAGCAGUCGAUCUGAACUGAGCAGCAAGUUUUGUGAGCAAGAGGAAUAUUUCGGACUCCGAUCUUGGCACGCCUCGGUAUUCUGGAUUUGUACCUCCAGCUGGUCUUCGGCGCAGAAGAAUGGCGAUAGGUUACGCAGCGCGCUGGCCGGGCUCCCCGGGGAAGAACGCCUGGAUGGUGGCGGCGGUGAUCAUCCUGACAGCUCAAGGUGUCGUUGCUCAGAAAGUGCGAGUGGAGGAGGAGCUGGAGGCAUAUCCCACAGAGUCUGUUGAUCUGCGCUGUGAAUUCGUCGAUGGGGGAAGUUUAACCAAGCUCACACAGGUGUCGUGGAUUUGGGAGCCGGUUGACGGACAAAGGGACAACAUCGCCGUCUUCCACCCGCUCUACGGACAAAGUUUCCCCAACAUGGCCUUUAAGGAUCGGGUUAUCUUUCUCCACAAGGAGCUGAAGAUCCCGUCCAUAAGGAUUAAUAACCUGCGCAUGUCCGACGCCGGGCGCUACACCUGCGAAUACGCCACCUACCCGUCUGGAAACGAGCAGGGAACCACCACGCUGACGAUGCUCGCCAAGCCCAAGAACUCGGCCAGAGCCGUGACGGUCCAGGCCGGCAGCCGGUCGGUGGCGGUGGCCCGGUGCGAGGCGGCGGACGGCAAACCGGCGGCGAGCAUCCAGUGGCUGUCCUCGGUGGGCGGCAACCACUCCACGACCGUCUCCAACGGCUCGGACGGCACGGUGACGGUCCGCAGCGAGUACCGGCUGGUCCCCACGGCGGCGGAUAACGGCAGAGAGGUGAUCUGCCGGGUGGAGCAGCGGACUCAGGACCGGCCGUGGACCGAGGUUCUCAGGCUCUCAGUGGAGUACCCUCCGACCGUCACCAUCGAGGGUUACGACAACAACUGGUACGUCGGCCGCUCCGAUGCUGUGCUGUUCUGCCAGGCCAAGGCCAACCCUGAGCCCACCACCAUCACCUGGACUACCGCCUCCGGCUCGUUGCCUGACACGGUGGUGGUGGAGGACAACAAGCUGAUGGUGAGGAAGGUGGACGACGCCGUCAACACCACCUUCACCUGCGAGGUCAAGAACAAGCACGGCGCCAGCAGACAGACGCUCACCACGUUCGUCAUCGAAGAGAAACGGGAACCCGUCGAAGAGCCGCAGACGGGUGCCGUGGUGGGAGGCAUCAUCGGCACCCUCAUCCUCGUCGGCGCCGUCGUCGCCAUCAUCUUCCUCAUCCGAAAGUACCAGCAGAACACAGAGGGUCCUCCGAAGCACAAGCCUCCUCCUCCUGUGAAGGCAGGCAGCUCAACGGAGAUGCUGAACAAGCCGUCAGAGCCGCCCACAGCCACAGAGACUGUGCCUCUGAGCCCGGGGGAGGUUUACUACGAGCCCACAGGGGGAGAGCCCGUCACAAUCCUGGAUGAGGACGCCAACGAAGCCCUGAACGGCGGAGCCCCUCCGGUCCUCAACAAGGAUGCUACUGACGGUCACCACGGCAACGACUCGUCCAAUCACGGGCCCUCGUCUGCCAACAUUCCUCGUGGCGAGAGCUUCGUAUCUACGCCCAUGUAUGUGUAGCUGUAGCAGCAAAACCACCAGAACGGAGGCGUACGGGAAAGUUUCAGGUCACCUAAAUUAGCGAGAAGACGAAAGGGAGAGGCCAUGACACCUGUUUCCACUUUUUAUUGUAAAUUUAACCUUUAAAGUUUUGAAGUAACCUGCUAAUGGGUGGUUUUUAGAUUUUAUUUCCUUCCUUCCCAGCUUCUUUAAGUGGGUGACAUGGAUGAAGCUGCAUUCACCUUUCCUUUUACAGCUGAGCUGAAGCUUUGAGCUCCGGAUGAUUCAAACAAGCUCUGUUGACGAAUAUAUCAAGCCUUGAUUUUUGUCCAUUUUCUUUUUUUUUUUUUAAAGCUCUUGUGAAACUAAGUUUGAUUACAUUGCAAUCUUCUCAAGCCAGAAAGCCUUUGAAAUCAUAUGUCUUUCUGCAUAAGACGAGGCGGGCUUUUCAAACGUGUGCAGAGAGCUGUUGUAAUAUAGGUGAACUGGAGCUCUGAUCGGUUACUAAUUAAAAUCCACAUUACCACCAAAAAAAAACAGUCAGAAAACUGCCUAUUCUUGGGUUUUAGGAUGACAUAUUUUAUGCAACAUUUUGUGCCAUGACUUUCCACAUCAUGAAAUCGUUACUAAUGUCUGGGAGAGAGGCUGCUGAGCCUCAGCUCGUCUGUUUACAGCCACAGGACACACUUUAAACACACUUAUUUCUUUCAAAAUCAGAUUUAAACACUAGGUACUUUCCAGAUCAUGUGUCAAAAUUAAUCUCUAACAAUUAUAUUAUUUGACGUUAUCUUGUUUUCAUUUUAAUCCCAAAUCUGCUCAUUUGAAUCCUUGGGAAACUUAAAUUGAUCGCAAAUCGCACCUUAAGAAUAUUCCUCCAAUCUUUUCCAAGAAUUGAAGCUUUAACAUUCCUGCCCAUGAAACACACAAAGGAAGAAACUCAAGAUAGAUAAGGGGGAAAUAUUUCUAUGAGUGCCUCAUAUGUUUAAAUGCCAACGAAAAGUUAGCCAAAAUGACUGAAAACAUGUUGUGAGCUUGUCGUCAUCAGCUAUUUCAAGUAUUUCCUAAAGAAAACUAUAUUAAACCUUCAAAUAAGUCUCCUUUACAACAAAAUGUGAGAAAGUGAAUUUUCUGGUGGCACUAUUGUCUGAGCAGCAGAGACUUCGUUAGCACGAACAAAGGGUACAACACAUCAUCCGAAGCUCUGUAACCUGGCAACGUCACAUAAUUAAGAUGCCGUGAUCCAUAUUGGUUGUGUUAAUUGCAAAAGCUGGUGGCAUUGCAGCUGUUGUAAAUCAGCUUAUAACAAUACACGCAACAGGGUUCAUAAAAAUCCACAAGCUGUCACACAAAGACACAAGGCCUCCUUUCUCACAUCACACUGUUGCAGAUUAUUUCCAAUAAAUGUGUAUAGAAUAUGUGUCACAAUGUGUAAAAGUUGAGCAUAUAUUAGAGAAAAAAAACUGCCAUUACAACCAUUUCAACUAUUUGAAAUGAUUUCCCAGUCGGAUAUAUGCAGAACAUUUUAGCCUAUAGGGGGAAUAAAAUGUUCUUUUGCCUGCCCUGCCCUACUGUAUGUCCUCUGGCUGAAGCUAAAAUUGGUCUACACAGAUGUCAAAACGGUACCAAAUGAUAAUAACUGUAAAUAGCAUUGAUAAUAUUGAUUUAUAAUAUAUUGUUGGUGAAAUGUGUAUACAUAAAAAAGGUG
Messenger RNA from Fundulus heteroclitus (mummichog), 3371 nucleotides. It is a transcript of the gene pvrl2l, whose product is annotated as PVR cell adhesion molecule related 2 like. The coding region runs from base 233 to 1687 and encodes 484 amino acids. The transcript has 10 exons. Gene Ontology annotation, cellular component: membrane. Lineage: Eukaryota; Metazoa; Chordata; Actinopteri; Cyprinodontiformes; Fundulidae. The record is from RefSeq and is a predicted model, not a curated record.